AUUAAUAACCCUUGCCAACAAGUCGACCUUCCCCCAAUAAAUACCCAAGAGGCGGAGAGAGUUCUGCGGUGAACAACUCGAAAGCUACUCUGAGCAUGGGAGCUCCAGGCAUCUGCACAGUGUCUCUGUUCCUGUUGGUCCUGGGGCGAAUGGUGUCAUGCGAGCCGUCAGACACAUUUUGCCUGGAGAACGAGGUCGGAAUCCACGCAGACCCUGAGGAUGCUUCAAGCUUCUACCAGUGCCUGGGGAACGCCACCAUCUAUAGCACCUGCCAGAGGAACCUCAUCUUCGACAUAGUGAGCAUGUGGUGUGUCAAGCCACCCACUGCCGCCCCGCCUCAGACCACUGCAGAAACCCAGGCUGCUCCAGUCACCACCGCAAGAGCUCCAAUGGCCACUUCAAAGCCUCUAAUAGACAUCUCGCAACUCCCAGUAGCCAGCACAAAGACUCCAGGAGCCACCUCCCAAGCCCCAGUGGCCACUCCAGCAAACCUGACAGAGAGUCUACUCUUUUGCAGAGGGAAAACCGAUGGAUUCUAUGAAGACCUGGAAGACGUCACCUUCUACUAUUUUUGCUGGCAGGGUGAAACAAACCAUAUUGCCUGUGCACCUGGCUUGGUCUUCAGCAUCCAGGUUACGGCAUGUAUCCAUCUGAUGCCCGUCACCCAGCCCACAAGCACAACCCCUAGGAGAACUCCAACACCAACAAGGUUGCCACCAACGGCUAUUCCUACAACACAGGUCCUCCUGACAACAGAGGAGAUGGCAAUGACAACGGCACCAAAAACUACUGCAACAAGACUGGAAAUGCCCACAACAGCAAAGACUACUGCAACAUCACAGGAGGUAACAACGGCAGUAAAAAUUCCUACAACAACAGGGAAGACCAUGACCACAGAACAAGAAACGUUCAAAACAAUAAAGACAACGACAACAACACAGGAGAUACCCACAACAAGGGGGAUACCUGUAACAACACAGGAGAUACCAACAACAAGGGAAGGUCUUGCAACGACACAAGAAAUGCUCACAACAAAAAUUGCAACACGAGAGAUACCCACGACAAGGAAAACUACACCAGUACAAGCAAUACCCACGACAAGGGAAACUACAAUAUUACCAGAGAUACCCACGACAAGGGAAGCAACAACACAGGAGAUAGUGACAACAAGGAAAACUACAACAGUACAAGCAAUACCCACAGUGAGGGAAACUACAGCAGUACCAGAGAUACCCACAACAAUGGAAACUACAGCAGUACCAGAGAUAGCCACAGCAAGGGAAACUACAACACAGGAGAGGGUGACAACAAAGAAAACUACAGCAGUACCAGAGAUACCCACAGCAGUACAAGAGAUAGCCACAACAAUGGAAACAACAGCAGUGCCAGAGAUACCCACAACAAUGGAAACUACAGCAGUGCCAGAGAUACCCACAGUGAGGGAAACUACAGCAGUACCAGAGAUACCCACAACAAUGGAAACUACAACACAGGAGAGGGUGACAACAAGGAAAACUACACCAGUACAAGCGAUACCCACAGAGAGGGAAACUACAGCAGUGCCAGAGAUACCCACAGCAAGAGAAACUACAGCAGUACCGGAGGUCCCCACAACAAUGCAAAUGACAGCAGUACCAGAGAUACCCACAACAAUGGAAAUUACAACAGUACCAGAGAUACACACAGUAAGGGAGACUACAACACAGGAGAGGGUGACAACAAGGAAAACUACAGCAGUACCAGAGAUACCCACAGUGAGGGAAACUACAAUACCAGAGAUACCCACAAUAAGAGGAGCAACAACAGUACAAGAGAUAGCCACAACAAGGGAAACUACAACAGUAACAGAGAUACCCACAACAAUGGAAAUGACAACACAGGAGAGGGUGACAACAAGGAAAACUACAGCAGUACCAGAGAUACCCACAGAGAGGGAAACUACAACAGUGCAGGCGAUACCCACCACAAGGGAAACAACGCAGGAACUAGCCACCACAAGGCAAUCUACAACACAAGAUAAGCCUACACCUAGGGAAACCACAACAACACAAGGGAUGGUGACGGCAAAGGAAACUCCUGCAAUGACACAUGAGAUGGUGACUAUAAGGAAAGCUACCACACCAGAGCUACCCACACCAAAGCAAACACCUGGAACCACACGGGAGAUACCCACAAUGAAGAAAGCCACCACAACAAUACUAGGGAGGCCUACAACCACGCAGGAAAUCCCUGCGGCAAAGUCAACAAAAGCGGAUUUACCGAAGACUGUACAGGUCUCAACAACUGCAGGGCCCAUCGAUUGGGAUCCCAACUUCUGCAGUGACAAAGAGUCUGGCCUUUAUCCCGAUCCACUGGACAGGUCUAGCUUUUUCCAGUGCUUUUUGGGGCAAACAUUCCAUUUGCUGUGUCCUGUGAUAUUGGUUUUCAAUCCGAAAACAGGAACAUGUGACUGGCCAGAGGAUGCAGUAGAAGAUACGGAUAUAUUCAAUGCAACAUUCUGCAGGGAUAGGGUGGAUGGUAACUAUGCCGACCCGUUGAACCCCAACAUGUUCUACCAGUGUGUGACAGGGACAGCCUUUCAUAUGGCAUGUCAGGGCAAUCUGGUCUUCGAUCCGUUGGUCAACGCUUGCCUCUUUGCCUACAGCACCCCAACCCCAGCCGUGCCAUGGAUACCGACAAGUACACAAGGGGUGACCACCACCAUCAGAAAACCCAACAUUUGCUGCGGCAUAGACGAUGGAAUCUACGCCGACUCAAAGGACACGAGCGCCUUCUACCAGUGUGUGGAGGAAGUGACCUUCUACAUGUCAUGCCAUCCGAAAAUGGUUUUCAAUCCAUACCUCAAUGUGUGCGACUAUCCAUGAAGCGGUUCCAAGGAGAACAUAUCAGUCGCCCAGGACAGACUCCUGCACCAUGACCAAUCUUCUGCAACUAGAGAUAUGUUUGCAACACCCAAACUCCAUCUUAUUCUGCAGCUUGUUAGGGACGUUACUGCAUUCACAGACUAUUCCGCCUUGUGCAUGUUUCUUCAGCGGUGAAGGGAUUCUCUGGAAACGCUCCUAGACGCCUUCGGCAACAGAUUUUCUGGAACUCCACAAAAUUGUGCAGUUCAUUCCAACUUCGGGUAUCUUGAUGUUUUAGGUCUGGAAGGUGGAUCUAAAUCUCAACAAAUCCUUAGAGAGUUGGCAACGGGAAAGAUAUUUCAAUUUCAAUUUCAAAGAUAUUUCUGGCAAAUUCAUUUCACUUGCACUUUAUGAUAUUGAUAUGAUAUUGAUUGAUAUUGAUUGAUAUUGAUUUAUCUAACCAUUUGAGGCUGCCAUUGUAUUCAUCACUUCUGUAGAUAAAUGGGGAUUUUUUUUGCUGUACUACAAAAUACCUUGAGCUGUGCAUCAGACUGCGGAGCUGUAAUGGGCCAUAGUUAAUGCAGGUGUGUUUCUCUGAUUAGGAAUGAAUGAAUCUGUUAGUUAUAUUCAAAUAAAAUAUCAUUAUUGAAU
Molecule: messenger RNA, 3494 nt
Organism: Amblyraja radiata (thorny skate)
Lineage: Eukaryota; Metazoa; Chordata; Chondrichthyes; Rajiformes; Rajidae
Product: mucin-5AC-like
Exons: 12
Coding region: 96-2864 (922 amino acids)
Cellular component (GO): extracellular region
Molecular function (GO): chitin binding
Source: RefSeq, a predicted model, not a curated record